Molecule: messenger RNA, 3247 nt
Organism: Trypanosoma cruzi
Lineage: Eukaryota; Euglenozoa; Kinetoplastea; Trypanosomatida; Trypanosomatidae
Exons: 1
Source: RefSeq, a predicted model, not a curated record
AUGCUGCGGUGCUGCUCGUCCCUUUUUUGUGCAGCCGUGUCUACGGAUGCGAUAUUUAGGCGGGCAUUUGGCUCUCAAAGCAUUCUCAUUGACCUCAUUCCGGUAAAGAAGCCGAUGAUUGAGGGCUCGCUUAGCUGGUUUGUCGAGGAAAACAUUGAGAUUGUUCUUGUGUCGGGUGUGCGGGGCACAUGCUCUGACGCGGUGACGGAGAACGUGAAGCGGACGGCGGUGCAUCUUUUGCAGCAGUGCGGGGAUGGGGAUGCGGUGAAGGGCUGCCACACAGUCAGGCGAUGCAUUGAGGGGGCGAGGGCGACGCGGAACCUGCUUCACCGUCUCGACCUUCAGGUGCGUCUACGCAUCUGGGGCCCGAUGGUGAUGAUGAUGAUGAUGAUGGAGGAAUCCUCGUCAUCGUCAUUACCCACUAAAGCAGCUAUGGCAGCUAAGGUAAGAUCUGAGGGGGAACGUAAAGGGGAAUUACACUGUUCAGUUUAUGAGGCUGAUGCGUGGGACCCUUAUAGAAAUGAACGACACAUCAUGGAUGUAUCGAAGUCGCCAUCGGUGCAAUCCUUGUGCGAUCUCCUGCGGGAGGCCCUACGGAUUUUGCGACGUGAUGCGGAGGUGAAAGGCCGACAGUUUGCUCUGGCCUCAUGUCAAGAAGCAAAGUUGCUUCUUACAACAGCGACGCCCGUAGCCUCCAUAUAUAGCGAUAUUUGUUUCCCCCAGGGAAAAAUAUGGGGGGAAACGGGGGGCGCUUUUUCGAAGGAUCCGGUACUGCGAAAUUUGCUGUGUCCCACAACCUACGCAGUGGACAUGGAGUUUCUCCGUUAUGAAAGGGAUGAUGCGAGUGCUUUUGGUAUUAUUGCGGGCAAAUGGGCGAUACACGAUGAUGCGGGAAACACAGAGAGGUGUGACGUGCCAUUGAUGACGCUUAGGGACAGAGCCGGCCUUAUGCAUCAAGGCAGGUGCCAUGAAUUAGUACGCCAAGAAACUGAGAUUCUAGAUGAUUCUGCAAUCAAGUCAUUGGAAGAUGCGGGGUCUUUUGUUCGUACGAAAAAUUUGAGGGAUCCUGAAAUUGUUUCGACGCUUUUGUGUUCAAUUUGUUCACAACCGCUUCUUCAAAUUUUGCUUUUUCAUGUCUCUUGUGACAUUUUGUGCGGCCAAUUAGCCCCGACAAAAGCGGAGGAUUUUGUUGCAAGUUGUGGGCGAGUUGUUAUCGACGCGUGGCUAAGUGAAUGGGGUCACCCCGUGACGGUUCCUAUGGCACCGCGUUGUUUGAAAUACCCUAAUCCUUUUUUAUUCCUGCAGGAGUGUCUGCCACUGGAAUUUGGCACAAGAGCGAUGAUGCUGGCAUCUGUUGGAUCUUUACAUUUUGGAUAUCAUCUGGCCGUCACGGCUGGUGGGCGUGUGUCGACAAUUGUGGGUGGUUUCAGUUCUGCUGCGACGGCGUUAUCGACGCUUUUUCCGUGGCACGUGGCCACACCACAGCGAAGUUUUGCGGUUGUGGAGCCGACGCAUCAUGGUCAAAAGAACACCCAAACUUCGAGUAAUUCCCAGGCAAGGAAGGAGGAGAAGGGCCCAUCGAAGUCACGUAAGACUUCCAAUGAGCACGCUGAGGCAAACCCUUCAUUUGUCGUGGAGGUUAUUGACAUGGAAGCCACACUUAGAGCUAUGGGCGUUGCCUCGGGGAAGUUUAUUCAGGAUGUUGUGGAGUAUUCGGAUGCGUCAGGUCGGACUCUUUUUCGGUUUGAACAGAUGGACUCACUGCAGGGGAUUGAACGAUUUGUGAAGCGUCUUCGGCGAAGUCAAUCCCCAUGUUUUGCUUCUAUUUUCGUUCAUAACAACAAGAGAGCCCCUGCUCUUCUCUUGUGGCGAGCCUUUGCUGGAAUUUCAGCGCAUAAAGCGCCACACUACAUAAAGCGUAUUCGGAUCCCCAUACCUUUAGUUUCAGAUGAGUUUUUUUCAAUUCGCUUUUCGGGUUUGCUGGAAAUGGAACAAAAAGAUUACGCAUUGCUUAGCAUUCUUGAACGCUACUCCAAAGACCCGAAGCAAUGGCCUUUGAAGCGUCUGUCACCAUGUUUUUUUAACCUAUGGCGGCUGACGCGAGGAAUCAUUGAGGCCAUUCUACGUCAUGAUCCACUGUUUUGUUACACCAUUAAGAGUGCUCCAGUAGAGGUGCAGAAUAAUGAAUUUGUUUUGUGUUUCUACUCCGGGGAUGAGAAGACCCAUGAGACGCACAUAAAGGAGAAGUGCUUUCUCCAAGAGGUGCGGCGUUGCUUUGCUCAGUAUGCCGCACGAUGGGAUAUCGAAGUCCCUUCUGUUGAGACAAUGGCGUUUGCGUUUAUGGAGAUUAGAAAGAGUUUAUCGAUUUCUUUUAGGGCUUUUGUGACGGCAUUUUUACAAAAUAGCGUGAUGUUGCUACAAAAAGAAUCGAAGGCGUCGUUGAAGCUCCAAAUUGUUGAUGACGUGAGGAUUAAUCUUUGUAGUGCUAGUUUUGCUCAAAACGAACCGGUGAAAGAGAUGCUUUCCAAGACAUUUUUGGCGGAACAGUUCCCCGAAGCGCUACCGCUAGUCCACCUGCUGCAGCGGGCACACACUUUUAUUUUACUUAGUACUGGAGAGGGGGAAACGUUCUUUCGGUGUCAAGACACCGCUGAGAGACCGGGCUUCCGCUGGGAGCUGCAGAAGAUUUCUGGUGGCGUGGAAAAUGUGACGGUGUUGGACGCGGCGGAGGGGUCGUCGCGGUUCGAGGCAUUAAAGGCGCUCUUGGAAAAAAUCGCUGGUAAAGGUGAAGGUGAGUCCUUCCGUGCAGCGCUCGGCAAGGGAAAGGCGGUUCCCACCAGUCUGGCGUUUGCGAGGACGAUUGAGGACUAUCAAGAGGUGCUUGCACAAAAGCUUGGGAUGAAGAAGAUUAUUCAUGAAUAUGACGUGAAACGUAAAUUGCUGAUAGUGAAAGGAGUCUACGACAAGGAACUUGCGACCGGGACCAAAGAAAGCAUCAUUCGAGUCAUUUCACUCGGUAAGCUGUGUUCUGUUGGGGAUAUUAUUCACAGGUACUAUCGCAGAGAACUUCAUCUUGCCAAUCCACCGCUUUUGGAGGAUCAUGAGCAACUGCGAACCGCCUCCUUGGAAUGGAUAUACAAAUUGUGCCAGACACAUUUUGCAUUACCGUUGCCACCGCUGGAAAAAUCAAUUGUCAUACAACCAGAGAAUAAGGGAUGGAAGGUUGUACUGCGUCUUCCGGCGAGAC